UGAACCACCGAUGCGGACACGUCACGCUCAGAAACAUACCUUUCGAUGGGUUGACAUCAGUCAUCCGUGGAGAGAGCGAUUCAUGCGAGAGAGCCGUGCAUGUAUUGUCUGCGUGAGAGUACUGACCUAACGUAGCACCCCUCUCCUGUUUCGUAUGCCUGGUGCGAUGCGUUUGAAGCACAAGUUGAAUAUCUGAUUCGUGCUGGGCAGCCAAGUUGAGCAGUGGGCUCACACGGUGUCUCUUUCGACGUUGAUGUUUUGGGAUUCAAACUAUGGGCAGGGUGAAGGUGUCUGUCGUUCUGAAGAUUAUGAUCCUUGGUCUGAUGGUGGGAUCAAUCAUGGCAGAAUCCGUUCCCAAACACCACAGGAAUCAUCGGAAGGUUCAUGGUCGCGAACUACGUCACGUUUCAACCCCUCUGUCAGGAUUCAACCCAGCAUCCGUUUGUGGAGGACUUGGGCCCGUUUGUCCUGCAGGAGUGCACAUCGAAUGUGUCGUGGGAGGAAUCGUUGGGUGCAUUUGCUCUCUGGUCCACACCUGCCAGCCCACAGUUUCGGGCUGCAUGUUGUUCGAUGGCGCUUCGGUGACAUCUUGUGGUUUCUAAAUCCGAAAACCCUAACCCCUCAAGUUUAUCAAAAAAAACUUUUCUCCUACAGUACAAUUGCAUAGCAAGUAUGUUCAAUUUAGCCAAGGAACUAUGGCAGGAAGUAGUGACAGAAACAACACAGUGGAUUGAUAAAUAUUGUGCGAUAUCCAAGAGUCAAGAGCUGGAGCGACGCAUGCCAAAUGAGCCGUAUGCAUGAUCUCAAAUUUCAGCAAAUCAAUAAAACAUACAUGCCAGAUUCGAGCAAAAUGGCAACAAUCAAACUAGGUUUUAAGUACAGAGUGGCUUGGUUUUCAACAGAAACUGAAGCUUAAAUGUAAUUUCCUCAGGACACCUGAGAAAGUUCUUGUGAAAUGCUGAGAAGAUUAUCAUAAGA
This is a messenger RNA of Physcomitrium patens, 978 nucleotides long. The record is from RefSeq and is a predicted model, not a curated record. NCBI's taxonomy places the organism in Eukaryota, Viridiplantae, Streptophyta, Bryopsida, Funariales, Funariaceae.